Messenger RNA from Nicrophorus vespilloides, 1411 nucleotides. RefSeq names its product protein phosphatase 1 regulatory subunit 7 (gene sds22). The record is from RefSeq and is a predicted model, not a curated record. The coding region runs from base 83 to 1021 and encodes 312 amino acids. Gene Ontology annotation, molecular function: protein binding. The transcript is spliced from 4 exons. NCBI's taxonomy places the organism in Eukaryota, Metazoa, Arthropoda, Insecta, Coleoptera, Silphidae.
UCUGAGAAAUUGUUGACAGUCGGCAAAUAGGUUAUAAUUGAUUACAGUCGUAAAUUUUGUAAUUAAAGUAUUACUUUGCAAAAUGUCAUCCGAGGAAGAAGGUCAUGCCAGUGAUGAAAAUCAGUCAGACAGUGAGAACCAGUUAGUGAAUAACAUCAUGAUUGUUGAUCCAGACACUGAGGAAUUGGAUCUGAAUCAUGGCCGCAUCAAUAAGAUGCAAAAUUUGGAGCCACUUAGAUGCAUCGAACGGUUGUAUCUCAGAUGGAAUCUAAUAAAGACCAUCGAGAAUCUGCACACUCUUACCACGUUGAGGGAACUGGAGCUCUAUGAUAACCAAAUAACAAAAAUGGAAAAUCUGGAUGCUCUAGUCAAUUUGGAGAUUUUGGAUCUAUCCUUCAAUAGGAUUAAACAAAUCGAAGGCAUGGAACGACUUGUUAACCUGGAGAAGCUGUUCUUAUCAUCAAAUAAAAUCAGCAAAAUGGAGAACUUGAGUCAUUUAUCUAAAUUGAAGCUCCUAGAGCUAGGUGAUAACAAGAUUAGGGUUAUCCAAAAUAUUGAUGAUUUGGUGAAUUUGAAGUAUUUAUACUUGGGCAAAAAUAAAAUCACCACUAUACAGAAUCUGGAUUAUCUUCAGAAGCUAACUUGUUUGAGUUUGCAGAACAACAGGAUUACCAAGAUGGAGAAUAUGGAUAAUCUAGUUGAACUGGAUGAGCUCUAUGUUUCAGAGAAUGGUAUUCAGGAGAUUGAGAACUUGGAAAACACUUUAAAACUGGAGACACUGGAUGUGGCUAAAAACCAAUUGAAGACUAUAUCAAAUGUGGCGCAUCUAACUAAACUGGAGGAACUUUGGUUGAACGAUAACCAGAUUGGCAACUGGAAUUGCAUUCAAAGCUUGGGCGAUCUUCAUUUGCACACGAUCUAUUUGGAACGUAACCCUGUUGCUGAGGACCCGGCUUACCGUAGGAAGCUGAAGAUGAUGAUUCCAUCUUUGAACCAAAUCGAUGCAACUCUAUGCCAUUAAUCAUUAUAUAUAUUCAAUAUGUUUAAAACAUAAUCCAUAAAUUUCAGAUCGCCGCAUUUUAAUUAUAAUUUUUAAAUUAUAUAUAUUUUGCAUCGCAUACGUACAACGUGCGCCAUAUUCCUAUGAGCUUCUAUCCUGUAUUUUCUAACUAUAAUAACAUUAAACUAUAUAUACUAAUAUCCGCAAGUUAUAAUUACACCAGGUUUAAAUAUUUUUGUAAUUCACUAUCAUUGCUUUUGUAGUGCUCAGCGUAAUUAUAUGCUGAAUUACUGUUUAUAGUCUAGUAUUUUUAUCGACAUAUUAUAUGUCAGUUUAACAAAAUACUUGAGUAAUACUUUACAAUUUGGUAAAUAUCAAGUUUAAUAAUUUAUAAACGAAUAGAUUGAAUUA